Heterocephalus glaber (naked mole-rat) is the source of this 2506-nucleotide messenger RNA. It is a transcript of the gene Mre11, whose product is annotated as MRE11 double strand break repair nuclease. Gene Ontology annotation, biological process: double-strand break repair via homologous recombination; mitotic intra-S DNA damage checkpoint signaling; mitotic G2 DNA damage checkpoint signaling. Gene Ontology annotation, molecular function: manganese ion binding; 3'-5'-DNA exonuclease activity; single-stranded DNA endonuclease activity. Lineage: Eukaryota; Metazoa; Chordata; Mammalia; Rodentia; Bathyergidae. The record is from RefSeq and is a predicted model, not a curated record. Gene Ontology annotation, cellular component: nucleus; Mre11 complex; site of double-strand break.
ACCUCCUCAUGAGGUAUCGCGAGAGACACAAGCUGUUUUCCCGCGUCCAAUUCAGGUUUACGGCCCAGCGGGCUCUCCCAGGACGCUGCUGAGACUUCUUGCGACUCUCGCCCCCUCUUGCGGGAUAGAAGACAGCCUCAGGCACGGUGAAUUUGGAAUCGAGUGAGUUUUCUGACAGACUCGAACACAACACCCAGAGGUACUUGGAGAGAAACCUGGUCCCAGAGGAGCUCUACUGGCCAUAAAAAUGAGUCCUGCAGAUGCACUUGUUGAUGAAAAUACAUUUAAAAUCUUAGUUGCAACUGAUAUUCAUCUUGGAUUUAUGGAGAAAGAUGCAGUGAGAGGAAAUGAUACAUUUGUCACACUUGAUGAAAUUUUAAAACUUGCUCAGGAAAGUGAAGUAGAUUUUAUUUUGUUAGGUGGUGAUCUUUUCCAUGAAAAUAAACCUUCAAGAAAAACAUUACAUUCUUGCCUGGAGUUAUUUAGAAAAUAUUGUAUGGGUGAUCGUCCAGUACAGUUUGAAAUCAUCAGCGAUCAGUCAGUCAACUUUGGUUUUAGUAAGUUUCCAUGGGUGAACUACCAAGAUGGCAAUCUCAACAUUUCAAUUCCAGUGUUUAGUAUUCAUGGGAAUCAUGAUGAUCCCACUGGGGCAGAUGCACUCUGUGCCCUGGAUAUUUUAAGUUGUGCUGGAUUUAUAAAUCACUUUGGACGUUCAAUGUCUGUUGAGAAGAUAGAUAUUAGUCCAGUUUUGCUUCAAAAAGGAAGCACAAAAAUUGCUCUCUAUGGUUUAGGAUCCAUUCCAGAUGAAAGGCUCUAUCGAAUGUUUGUCAAUAAAAAAGUAACAAUGUUGAGACCAAAAGAAGAUGAGAGCUCUUGGUUUAACUUAUUUGUGAUUCAUCAGAACAGGAGUAAACAUGGAAGUACUAACUUCAUUCCAGAACAAUUUUUGGAUGACUUCAUCGAUCUUGUUAUCUGGGGCCAUGAGCAUGAGUGUAAAAUAGCUCCGACCAAAAAUGAACAACAACUCUUUUACGUAUCACAGCCUGGAAGCUCAGUGGUUACUUCUCUUUCUCCAGGAGAAGCUGUGAAGAAACAUGUUGGUUUGCUGCAUAUUAAAGGGAGGAAGAUGAAUAUGCAGAAAAUUCCUCUUCAAACAGUACGACCAUUUUUUAUGGAAGAUGUUGUUCUGGCUAAUCAUCCAAACAUUUUUAACCCAGAUAAUCCCAAAGUAACUCAAGCCAUACAAAGCUUCUGUCUGGAGAAGAUUGAAGAAAUGCUUGAAAAUGCUGAACGAGAACGUUUGGGAAAUUCUCAACAGCCAGAGAAGCCUCUUCUACGAUUGCGAGUGGACUAUAGUGGAGGCUUUGAACCUUUCAACAUUCAUCGUUUUAGCCAGAAAUUUGUGGAUCGGGUAGCUAAUCCAAAAGAUAUUAUCCAUUUUUUCAGGCAUAGAGAACAAAAGGAAAAAACAGGAGAAGAGAUCAACUUUGGGAAGCUUAUCACAAAACCUUCAGAAGGAACAACUCUUAGGGUAGAAGACCUUGUAAAACAAUAUUUUCAAACUGCAGAGAAGAAUGUUCAGCUCUCACUGCUAACAGAAAGAGGGAUGGGUGAAGCAGUACAAGAAUUUGUAGAUAAGGAAGAAAAAGAUGCCAUUGAGGAAUUAGUGAAAUAUCAAUUGGAGAAAACACAGAGAUUUCUUAAAGAACGUCAUAUCGAUGCCUUAGAAGAUAAAAUUGAUGAAGAGGUACGCCGUUUCAGAGAAAGCAGGCAAAAAAAUACCAGUGAAGAAGAUGAUGAAGUUCGAGAGGCUAUGAGUAGGGCCCGAGCGCUCAGAUCCCAGUCAGAGGACUCUGCUUCUGCCUUCAGUGCUGAUGACCUCAUGAGUAUGGAUCUUGCGGAACAGAUGGCAAAUGACUCUGAUGACAGCAUCUCCACAGCACCCAGCAGAGGGAGGGGGCGAGGCCGAGGGCAAAGAGGAGGCAGAGGGCAGAACUUGGCCCCCCGAGGAGGCUCUCAGAGAGGCAGAGCAGGCACUGGCCUGAAUACCUUUACUCGAAGCAGGAGCUCAAGGACCACUGUGUCAACAUCCAGAAAUAUGUCUAUCUUAGAUGCUUUUAAAUCUUCAAGACAGCAGCCCUCCCGCAACGUUGCUACUAAGAAUUAUUCAGAGGUGAUUGAGGUAGAUGAAUCAGAUGAGGAAGAAGACAUUUUUCCUACCACUUCAAAGACAGAUCAAAGGUGGUCAAGCAUAUCAGCUAGCAAACCCACGUCCCAGAGCCAAAUAGCUAAGGGGAUUGAUUUUGAAUCAGAAGAGGAAGAUGAUGAUGAUCCUUUUAUGAGCAUUAAUUCUUUAAGAAGAAACAGAAGAUAAUAUAUUUAAUGAAACUUCCAGAUUUCCAAGAUACAGGAAAAACUGAAACAUUGCAAGCUAAGAGUUUACCAUUGAGGAUUUUUAAAUUAUUGCUCUUAACUGAAGAAUUUGAAGAAGACUUACUUAACAGAA